Girardinichthys multiradiatus is the source of this 6212-nucleotide messenger RNA. It is a transcript of the gene rbfox3a, whose product is annotated as RNA binding fox-1 homolog 3a. Bases 72 to 1226 code for a protein of 384 amino acids. The record is from RefSeq and is a predicted model, not a curated record. Gene Ontology annotation, biological process: regulation of alternative mRNA splicing, via spliceosome; nervous system development. NCBI's taxonomy places the organism in Eukaryota, Metazoa, Chordata, Actinopteri, Cyprinodontiformes, Goodeidae. The transcript is spliced from 13 exons. Gene Ontology annotation, cellular component: nucleus; cytoplasm. Gene Ontology annotation, molecular function: mRNA binding.
GUUCUUCAGCACCUGUGGCAGCAGCAGCGAGUCAAGUGACCCCGCUCCAGGCCCACCGGCUUCACCUGUACAUGGAGACCCCCAGCUGGGCAGGAAACACGUUGUGUAAGUCAGGAAGCAUUGCCGUCUUCGGGAACGUGGUGUACAGCGGACUGCUGAACGAUCACCUCUGGCAUUUGGGAGUGCCCCUCUUUACGAGACUGGGUAACCAAGAGGCCACCAACCCUCCUGAAGCGAUGGCCCAGCCCUACACCCCUGCCCAGUACCCGCCUCCCCCACAGAAUGGCAUCCCCGCAGAGUUUGCGGCACCGCACGCGCUCCCAUCGCAGGACUACACCGGGCAGAGCCGGGUGCCCGAGCACGCCAUGACCCUGUACACGCCCACACAGACGCACAGCGAGCCGGCUGGCACUGACAACAGCACGCCCACCAUCACCGCCACCACGACCGCACCGGUCAGUGCCCUUCAUCACCUGCAAACACUGUUCUCAACAUGCUGUCAGCAAACAGAUGACGUGACGCAAACAGAGGGUUCUCAGCAGCUCCAGCUCCAGCACUCAGACUCUUCAGAGAAGCAGCAGCCAAAAAGGUUACAUGUCUCCAACAUUCCCUUCCGCUUCCGGGACCCAGAUUUGAGGCAAAUGUUUGGGCAAUUUGGAAAGAUUUUAGAUGUGGAGAUUAUCUUUAAUGAGCGAGGAUCCAAGGGCUUUGGGUUUGUAACUUUUGAAACAAGCACAGACGCUGAUCGUGCACGGGAGAAACUAAACGGUACAAUCGUAGAGGGACGCAAAAUCGAGGUGAACAAUGCAACUGCACGAGUGAUGACAAACAAAAAAGUCACCAACCCUUACACAAACGGCUGGAAGCUGAACCCAGUAGUGGGAGCUGUCUAUGGUCCUGAACUGUAUGCUGUAACAGGGUUUCCCUACCCGGCCACAGGCGCUACGGUGGCCUACAGGGGUGCUCACUUGCGGGGAAGGGGACGAGCUGUGUACAACACAUUCCGCACAGCUCCACCACCUCCACCAAUCCCUGCUUAUGGAGCGGUGGUGUACCAAGAUGGCUUCUACGGUGCAGAGAUCUAUGGCGGCUAUGCAGCAUACAGAUUUGCCCAACCCACCACCACCGCUGCUUACAGUGACAGCUAUGGCAGAGUCUAUGCAACAGCAGACCCCUACCACCACACGAUUGGCCCUGCUGCCACAUACAGUGUGGGGACCAUGUAAAUACAAAACGAAGAUCUGUACUCAGUAUUGAUGGACAUCACAGAUGAAAACAACGAAGAGAGGAGAACUAGCUUUAAGAAAAUAACACAAGAAGAAGAAGACGAGAAGGAGUCCCUCUACUGAGGCUGGCGAGGGAAGACGGGAGGCGUACAAAGUGGCGCCGCAGCAGUGGUGUCAAACCAGCCACAAACUUGACAGAUGGAGUGAGCCAGUUUCCACCAGGGACCACAUUUUUGCCGGGUAGAAAAAGACAGAGAGAGAAGGAAGUGUCCCGUUAUUAUAAAACAUUUUAUUUUUCUAUACUUUUGUGAUUUACAAUGGUAAAAAAAAAAAAGUGUGUACAAAGCAGUAUAUAUGUACAAAUCUGUUUUUAUGUUUUUUGGUAAGGGAGAUGAACAGUUGGCCCUUGAUGCUGAUUCUGUGGUAUGCAGGAAGGAGGAGGGAGGAUGUCCUCCCCCAACCCCCGCCUCCUCUCUCUAUGGCACACUGCUCUGUCACCGAGGUCGUGUAAAAAAAAUAACUAAAUAAAAACCAGAAAAGAAAGAAAAAAAAGGUGGCAGGGAGAGCUCGGCAUCCAGGCAGAUGCACUUUCUACGCUGUACUUCCUGUGGUCGGAGUUUCACAGCUCCGCCUUUUUCCUUCCAACCUCCUUCCUUUCUUCCUUCCUUCCUUCCUUUUUGGGCCAAUGAAGAUGACGCCACCGUUUCCUCCUUGUUGUGGCAUCAUCGGCCCGCAGCGCCUACUGUUAGCAGCGUCCCCCGUGGAUACUGUCGUGAUGUCACUUCCUUUUUGGCAGCACCAUUGGGAAUCCCCGCCCUCCCCAACGGGCAGCAUCACUGGUUUACAGCUUUGGGGAGUGGGGGGGUGAGCCACGGCGGGACGGUGAGACGGUAUACAGCCGAGCCUCCCCGUCUGCCCCUCUCCACGCCCCAGCAGAGGUCACUGACUUAAGGAACUACUUAGAGAAAAAUGGCGCUGAAGCCACUGACUUUAUUCACCUGCCAGACUCCGAGCCCAAGCCUUUGUGUCACUCUGCAUCGACGGAUGAACUGUCAGACCAACACGAAAACUAGGUGCGUACAACUACCAAGGAUGCACGUUUUCAUCCGACGAGAAUAACUCAUCAACAUUCAUGUAACAAAUUGAAUUAUAAUCGAGUAAUCCCAUUGUACUACAUCAGCAGGUGCAUAACCAAAACACAAGCCUGAGGCAUAUAGAUAAAACAUUAUAGAAAUACAGUAGUGCCCAUCCAACAGUAUCAAGGAACGAGGGCUGAAUAUGUGAUUUCUUUUGUCAAUGUAUUCUGAGAAUAUUUGUGUUUUUUUCAGCACUCAAAACUUUUGAACAGAAAAAAAAAGUUUUAAUUUUGUGAAAGCAGAACCUUAUUUCUUUAUAUCAGGAGUCACUGUAAACGUGUUUAAUCAAGAAUGUUGGUUCAGUUUUUGAAUGUAUUUUAAUGUCUAGGGUGUCCAAUAAGUAUGUAUUCUUUUUUCUGUAUAUAAAUAUAUAUACAUAUCUAUUAUAUGGGCUGUGGUGAUGUCAGGGAAUAGAGGGGGCGGCAGGAAAGCCUCCGGCCCCCCGAGCAUAGUUAUCAGAACCUCCUCCAACUAAAUAUGUCCCUGAUAUUUACUGUAACAUGUGAUCAUGUGCUAUAUGAUUGAAAGUGUGACAGUGCUAGUGUGAACUGAUCUCUCCUGAAUCCCACUUCUACCACAAACACACGCACUGUGUAGAUUCUCACAGAUGAACACAUGCUGGAUUUCAGACACAGCCCUGAACAUUGUUGCCCCAUUCAGAGCAAAGCAUCAUAUUCCACUUUCUAACUGAUCCUUCAGAGACAAAGGUUUACAUCUGCAGUAACUCUGACCCUUCACUGGCACUGCAAAGACUUCCUAAUUAGCGUAAGGUGUUGUGGGUGUCGGAUAAAAAGUUUAUGAAUAUUGAUUUCUCUUUCUUACUUGAACCAAAGUAUGAUUUGAACACACAGGCUCAGUGCUCUUUGAUCAGGAGACAGCGGGACUCUGAGAUGAUGGCGGAGCCGGAUGCAUAUUGACGUGACCCAGAUUUCAUUCACUCAUCGCUGCAGAGGAAGAGCUCACUCUUCAGCUGAUUUAACGAGCUGUGCUGAAGAAGCCUGGCUCACAGCUUCCUGUGGCGGCCUCGGUUUACGAACCACUAGUCUCAUGCUGACCCUGGUGGGCAGGCGGGCGGUUGGUUUUACUGCAUAUUGGAUAUAACCUGCUGGCCCUGAGGAGAAACUUUUUACUCUUUUUAAUCAGAGGUGAGCAGGUUUGGGUGAAGCACAACUUAGUUUGAAAGUUCAGGGUACACUACUUGGUUAGUGGUGGUUUGUGAAGAGGGAAUGAAUAGAUUAAACUCCUGACUUCCUGUACAAAACUACACAGUGUACUGUUAAUAUUCUGUACAGUAAAUCUCAACUCACACUUCUUGAUUAACUUCAUCUUCUUUCAGGUUAAAAAUAACAAAAUAUAGACUUGUUCUGAAUCAGGGCUCCUACCCACGCGACCUCUGCUCAUCUGUAGACAGCUUCCCAUAUAUUACAGAGAAUCUAUAUCAUGGCAACUAACUGUUGUGAAGUCUAAUUGGGGUAAAGUCGGUCAUUUGCUCUCCCAUAUAGCUUUCAUCUGCAGAUUUAGCAUCUUCAUACCUGUUGGUUUGUUUCUGAGAGUCAACUGAUUGUUCUGGCCUACUUACAGCUCCACAGACUGGAGGAGGGCCAGAAAACUCAGGAGCGGGUUGGAGUUUUAGUUUGCUGAGAACUUCCAGGGAGCCAGAGAUAAAGAGCCACAGUUUGUUUCCUCCUCCUCCUCCUCCUUUGGUUUUGUCACAUAGUUGAAACUUGUCCACUGAAUUAUCUAUGCAUUCUGCAACAAAAACACUUGAUGUCAUGUGUGAUGGGCACAUUUUCUGAAAGAACACUGUUGUGUACUUAUUCUAGUUAGCUACUAGCAGAUCAAAUCUGACGGGAUGAAGCUGGUAUUAUUACGUGUUUUAGUUUUGUCAACAAAUCGAAGAAAAAGUGAAAAAAUUGUGUGUUUGUCUCAGUACUCUGACUUAGUUACACUGUUUUUACAAACUAAAAAAAAGCAAAAAAAAAUGUGUAGUCUUUAGCGAAUGUUACUCAAAUAGUAAAUAAGCUCAAGUGCAUUUCUUGGGGACUAUUUUCAGCAGCGGAUGAAUUCACAAAAGGUGCUGUUGUGAGUAUUUGUGGCAGCAGAUGUGAUAAAGGAACAUUUCACCACCUGCAGCAGUGUUGAUGUAUUUUCUUUAGGGAACGAUGGAGCUCUGUGUAUCUGUUUGGGUUCAACCUUUUUAAAACAGUUUUUCUUUAUUCAUUUUGUUUGAAUUUAAAGGACGUAGCAUUACUUUGGAAGAGUGAUGCAAAAAAAAAAAAAAAGCAUGUCAGAUAUGAAGCUGCCUCUGCUUUAGUUUAUGCAAACCAAAAAAAGGUUAACUAAUUUUAAAGGUUUGAGGUCUGAGAAUAGCAACAUUUGCAGUAAAUUGUGCAAAAUAAAUGCCACAACCUUCAUUUGUUUCUCGUAUUAACUGUUGUAGAUGUAGGAUUAGGAAAUAGGGGCUGUGUGCAAUGUUGCCAUUCUAAGUAUUCUCCUGAUGUUUACCUACAGCUCAUUUUGAUCCACAGUUUACAGGUAAAGCAAAGAAAAAACACUGAACCAAUGACACUUAUGUCACUUCUUCUACAGUACUUGUUUCAAACGUAUAUGCAGCUUUGCAGCUAACUUUAAAGUGCAGGUUUUGUAAAAAAUGAAAAUAAUAAAAUAAAAAGCAAAAACAACUGAAGAGACGUGGUCAUGCAGAGUCCCAUCCUGCUUACAGGCUAGCUCCUGUACUACAGCUCUUAAUGCAUGAAGGUAUUUUGUUAUAUUUUUUCCAUUUACUCACUACAGCUCCCAUGAACCGUCGCUGACAGUCUGUAGCUGCCACAGCCUCAUGUGAGCUGUAGUUGAAAACCAAGAAAACAAAUGUAUAAAAGAUGAAUUUUAUUGCCUUAGAAUUUUUAUCCAGUUGAUAUGAGAAAUACUAAAUAGAUUUUAAAUGUUUUAAUGGAAGUAGUUAGAUGUUAGUAGUCUUGACAGCUGUACGUGCAGCAUUGGUGGGGUAUACAUUGAGAAAAUCCUGUUUUUAACUUUUAGGGCCGUUUUGUUUCCACUGUGGUUGUUUGUCUCUGCUCGCUGGCAAAGACUCUGAACCCAAACUGCAGUCCUGCCUUUGAGAAAAAGAAAAGGCUGAUCUAAAACUCCAGCCUGCGCCGUAGCGGUGGGAUGGAGCGGGGGGUGGGGUUACAGCAACCCUCCCUUCCUUCCUUCAGAUGCCUUUAAGUUUGAAAAACUGGUCCUGAUCUUCCUGAGCACAACUGCUUGAGCUGUGACACUCGCAGGAUGCCCCUCGCUUCCAUCACACCCCACACAGCACCCUCCCAUCCCCAGCCUUCAAGUAUGUGAGUCGACCGGCCCCUUUUGUAUUCCUGGUGUUCUGUACAUAAUAACCUUCACCCAACUGAUCUCUUACUUCCUUCAGCUGUUCUUUCAGGGGGGAAAUGAAGAAAAAAAUACAUUAAAAAGAAAAAAAAAGACCAUCCUCUGACUCCCGAAAUCUUGUAUUUUGUUCUAAUGAUGACAAAAUUUAUUUAUAAGGGAUUUUUUUAAAUCUAUCUCUUUCUCCUUUUUGUAAAUGUUCCAGUUAAAUAAUGUUUAAUAAUGUUAAAAAAUUAAAUGGAUAUAUUGAAAGGUUAAAAAAUGUCUCUAGAAGUCCCUGCCCACUCCUCUGGCUCUGUACUCUGAACUUUGUGUUUUUGUUUUUUCUCUUUCUGUAUGCUUCUCUUUACGUGCUUCAGAUGAAGAGUUCUAUUUAUUAUGACAUUAACGUUAUUAUAAUUAUGACUAAUUAUUAAUAUUAUCAUCCUCAUCAUCCUCAUUAUUAUCAUUAAUAAACUUGUCUACUUCA